Messenger RNA from Closterium sp. Naga37s-1, 2859 nucleotides. Lineage: Eukaryota; Viridiplantae; Streptophyta; Zygnematophyceae; Desmidiales; Closteriaceae. The record is from the annotation of a GenBank genome assembly.
AUGGGGCUCAACGCGUACUUCGGCAUGGGGCUCACCGCCACGCUACCGCCCGACACGUGGUACAAGCGCUGCGGCGCGUGCUACCUCGUGAAGUGCGCCAACGACACGAAGCGGUGCCGCGGAGACAAGGCGGCGGUGACGGUGCGCGUGGUGGGCGAGGGCAAGGCGGCGAAGCAACUGUCGCUGUCGCGCGUGGCGUGGGGCAAGAUCGUGAAGGGCGACGCGGCGAGCCCCAUGAACAUCACGUACAAGCGCACGUCGUGUGUGUCUACCGCGGGAUCCGCCGUGCGCGUGCGACGCGACGCGACGGCCGACAAGUUCAAGAUCCGGCUGGUGGGGCUGGCGGGCCCCGGCACGCUGUCUCAGGUGGAGCUGAGCGCGGACGGCAGCAAGUGGGUGAACCUCACGCGCGACGGCAGCAAGGCCGUGUGGGUGGCGGGCGCGGACGCCAAGCAGGUGGUCGGAGCCAAGAAGGCCAUGAGCGUUUGGCUCACGGCGCCCCACACGCUCGAGAAGAUCACGCUCUCGACCGUCAUUCCUGCCAACUGGAAGGCCGCUGGGCUGUACAGCUCCAAGGCUCAGGCCGAGCGGUACCGACAACGCUGUGAGGCGAGCCUUGGCGAACUGGUCAAGAGACAGGUUGUUCUUGUAGACGAAGGAGUGGAGGCCGUGAUAAGCGAACCCGCAGUAGUUGGCUUGCAAGGGGAUCUGCCUCUGUCUUCCACACCUGAGGGCGAGGAGGACGAGAAGUCGGCAGAAAUUCAGACGCGUAGGCGAGCGCAAGUAGAGGAAGUGGGAGGAAGGGAUGAGCCUGAAUGCGCGUUGAAAGAGCAAGCGACGUUGUCCGUUGAGGACGGAGAGCUCCCUGUCGCACAUAGCUCUCCCGUGCCAUCGAACACCCCUACGAACGUUGCGACGCACUGUGCGACGGUGCCGUCGGACGACGACGAUGCGCUGCUCCAAGCGGCGCUGGCAAUUCCUCCGCCCGCGCGGCACCAGCUGCCCCGCACGCCCCUGCCGCAAGCAACCGUUCCAGCAGGCGACGCCGCUGAUCCGUGUCCGGCAGUGGCAGUUGAUAAGGUAGUGGAGGGCGAUAUGACAGUCAGGCUGGAUUUGGACUCAGAGACUGGUCCAGGCUUGACGAAUGUUCAGGAAGACCGUUCUGCUAGAAUCCAGCAGGACGAGGUAGAUGCGCGGGUGUUGGCGGUGGGAGGUGGGCAGCAGUCAGCGGAAGAGCGUUGCGGAGACGCUGGUCCGUCCGGGGCGGGUGAGUGGAGGCGAGUUGCGCGAGAGGCGGCGGAGAAGCGGCGGCUUGCGGAAGAGGAGCAGAGGCGCGCGGAUGCGGUGGCGGAAGAUGUGCGGAAGGAGAAUGAGAAGCUGAGGGACAUGCUGCGGUGUUUCGAGCACUCAGUGGUAGAUGAGAAUCCAAACAGCAACAAUCCCAGCGAAACCAUCACUCCUGGCGCCAACUCUGUGGGAGGCGAAAGUGGGCGCGAGAGUGCAACAGCUGCAAUGCGUUGCCGAGUGAGUGGUGAGGUAGGAGGAGAGGGGACCGGAAAUGGAACGGAGGAACCGGGUGGAAACUUCGUGGAGAACGUUGUGACAGGGAGUGAGGUUGGAGGAGACGCAGGGGGGAUGGGCACAUGCGGGGAAGGACGCCUAGAGGAGCAAAGCGCAGAUGGCGGAAAAGGCCUGGAGGAGAGCAGCGCGGAUGGCGGAAGAGGCCGAGAGCAGAGCAGCGCAGGUGGCGGGAGCGGCGUCGAUUUGCAGGACAUGAUCCAGAGGCUGCGCGCACGUAGCCUUCGCGCGCUGACGCAAGCGCAGGCGGAGAGGCGCGCAGAGGAAGAGGGCGCACGCGCUGCGCCAACGAGAGAUGCGGGAGAGGGGGAUGCGGAGGGGGAAGGGCUUGUCAAUGAUGCCAGCGCUGCUGCUGGCGGUGGUGGUGGCGGUGGUGGUGGCGGUGGUGGUGGUGGUGGUGAUGAUGAUGACGGUUCACAUGCUGCUGCGAAUGCUGCUGGCCCUGAUGCUGCUGCUGCAGGGACGAGGAACGGAAGGAGCAGGAGCAGGAGCACGGGCAUGAGCGAGAGUGGUAUGAAUGAAAGGGAGGGGCUGGUUGACUGUGGAAGAGCAGUGGCGGCGCGCAAGGGACGGAAGAGAGCAGGGGAGAGCCAGGGAAGGAGUUAUGAAACGAAGCGCGUCGAUGGCUCACUGCAGGGCAGCAGAGCGAGCAUGGGCGGUGGGAGGCGUAAGCGAUGCAACAGCUCAAGCACGUGUGGUAGUGGCAUGAGCGGCAAGAGUGUCAAGAGCUGCAACAGUGGCAGCAGAAAACAGCAGACCAGGAAGCAGGCUUCUGGAAACCGCAGCAGUCACUCUGCUGCUGAGGCAGCUGAAUGUGCUACCGUUGAGGCAGAUGCGUUGGCUCCUGCUACGGAUGGGAAACAAGUCUUUCUUACACCACCCCUGGUGCCUAUCGAAGGAGGGGAUGAGAAGCAAGGCUCUGCAGGGGAGGACUGUGAGGACGCAGCAGUUUUGGGCAGCACGAAAUGCGUAGAGACAACAAGGGCCAGCCCGGCUUGCAGCCAAGUGGCAAGUGCCCUGGGAUUGACUGGAGCACCCAUGGUGGUUGAGGUGUCACACACGGCUGGGGAGAGUGCAAGGGGGAGAGCAGGCAGUGCUGCAGCAGCGAACCAGCAGACCCGCUCCACGUCCCUCUCUGCAGCUAAGUGCCUGGUUGCCCUGGGGACGCACUCUCCUGUGCUGACUACUUUCUUCCAGCGGGCGUUCCCUGUGCCUAGGCUCAAGGGCUCGGGCAGUGUACAGGUGAGGCGCAGUGUGCUGCCUGCUGCAGGCAGGUUCUGA